Molecule: messenger RNA, 3001 nt
Organism: Raphanus sativus (radish)
Lineage: Eukaryota; Viridiplantae; Streptophyta; Magnoliopsida; Brassicales; Brassicaceae
Exons: 7
Coding region: 224-2842 (872 amino acids)
Biological process (GO): protein desumoylation
Cellular component (GO): nucleus
Molecular function (GO): deSUMOylase activity
Source: RefSeq, a predicted model, not a curated record
CUUCUUUGUUGGUGUCGUAGAAUUAGAAAAGAAGUUCCCAGAACUUUUAUAAAAUUAGGGUUCCACAAUUCUCUUUUCCCGAAGAAAAACUAUAUCCUCCGACAACGUUCAAUUAACUUUUUCACAUCUCCGGUGUCGAAGUCUCCGGCGAGGCAAACCACAGUCGCUGUAUCCGUGAUUUGUGUUCGUCUUCUGAACCAAAAAUCGAAACUGAUUUCUGGUUAUGGAUUCUUCUAGCAGUAAGCGCAAUUAUCCACGACUACUAUACAAAAAGGGCAAAGCUCCUAGUCAGCAGAAGAGUAUGAGCUAUUAUAGCUAUUUGUCAAAUUUUCAAAUGGUAGAAGUAGGUGUAGGACUUGAUGGAUGGGAUGCGGUAAAGAAGUCUGCAAUUGGUGUAUUCCCUAAGUUUUAUGAGCUCAAAUUCACAUGGUGUGCGAAGGUUGUCCAUCACCUAUUAACGCAUCAGAUUCGAGUUAAGAAGAAUUAUGAGAUAUGGUCAUUGAUUGAUUGGCAGCCCAUUCGUCUCUCUUUGAUUGAAUUUGGUACGAUCACAGGGAUGAACUGCGAACCGUUUCGAGAAGACGAUGUUUGUGAUGUUGAUCAUACAGAAUUUUGGAAAGAGAUGGGGGUUUCUCCAGCUGUUGGUCCUAACCUUGUCCAGCUUCAGUUGGUAUUGGAAAGAUGCAAAAAUUGGAGUCUCAAGAAGAGGACAAUGGUGGGGUUGUUAUGCGUUCUUCAUCUUGCUGUCUAUGGAAUUGCUCCCACACGUCAUAUUCCGUUGGAGUGUGCAAAGAGAGUCCUUGAUUAUGAAGCUUUCCAGAGAUACCCGUGGGGUCGAGUAGCGUGUCAGAGUUUGAUAUACUCUGUUAAGUGUGAUGAUUUUAGUGCGAAGGAAUCUUAUACAAUGGGAGGGUUCAUUUUCAUAUUACAGAUUUGGGCAUAUGAGUCAGUUAUGGGCUUAGGAGAGCUUUACGGGAAUAAAAUCAGUGGUGCAGAAUUGCCUCUUCUUUCAUGGAGUGGAUCCCGUACGCGAUUUAAAUUCGAAGACUUUUUCAGGCAGGAGAAAGAACAUCACAAAGAUAAGGUGCGUGUUAGGAAUUUUAUCACACAAACAGAUGGAGAGCUUACACCUCAGUGGGAUGACGACGUUGAUGAUGAUGAUGUAAAAAACUUAGUUCAUGAUAUCAGUCACAAUUGUAUAGAUCGUGGAUUUUGGGAUGUCAAUGAAGAGCCUCCAGCUAUUACAAGGAAGAAACGCCCUAAAUCUGUUCCUGAGACUGAUGUUGACAGUUCUAAAAAGAAGAAGGCUACUGAUACAAAAACGGUUGGAGUUGAAGAAGACUGUGAGGUGCUAAAGAAGGAAGAAACUCAAAUGAACCAGCUUUCUGCCUUGAUGAAGGCGUUGACGGGAAAACUUGAUAACAUGGAUACAUCGAUCGAAGCAAAGAUUGGCGUUCUUCUUGCUCCUAUAAACGAGAAGUUGGCAACAAUGGAGAAGGACCUUGAAAAGCUGAAAGAAAAAAACGUAGCUGAUGACCGAAAAGAAGAUGCAAAUUCCAAUGUUAAUGAAAGCGCUGAAGUAAAUAGCAAAGAAAUGUCUUGGAUGGUGGAGAUCAAUUCUAUGUCGCAUGAUGGUUUACCUGCUCAGCGCGUUGUCAAGAAAGCAAGGAAGGCAAGCCAAAAAUGUGAAGAUAUAGGAGUUGACAAGAUAAAAGUUUCUGAUAGGAAGGUUCUGAAAACCAAAAUACAAGUUCCACAUUUACUCGAUAACGCCUCAGGGGAUGAAACAUUGUCUGAUCCAGUGCAGCGUGAAAAGGCUAGAGAUCUCACUGAUCGUUUAGAUGCCAUUGCUGCCUUCGCUAGAAAGAUGAAUAAGCCUACAUCUCCCACACCUUGCUCACCUCCACACAAACGCCAAACUAAGCUAGCAUCGUCUCAGCUAUUUCCUUUCGUAGGAAAUUCUACCGUGAAGCGCAUCAUCACAGGUGUAACACCAUCUGUCUCAGCAUAUGAUCCGUUUGCUGAUGUUGACAAUGAUAAAGUGAGGAAUUUACUGCAUUUUCUACUGGAUGAUGAGAAGGAGUCGGACAGAACCUGUACUAAUAGUACAGAAUUCUAUAAAGUGAUAAUAACUCCAAGAAAUCAGUGGAGUACAUUUGACUAUGGCUGGUUGACUAACAUGCAUAUGUGGUCUGCAAUGAAGAUGUUCUAUAAGAGAUCACUUUGUGAUCCUUCGCCAUACCAUUCUCAGCGCAUUGUUUUCUUGGAUCAGUGGGUUGUCACCAAAAUUGUCAAUGAUUUCAGAGAGUUCAAUCCUAAGACAUGGAAACCGACAGAUACAUAUAAGGGUAUCUUCAACGGUACGUAUCCAGCUGACCGAGUUACAAACAAGAAGUGGCUUCACGAUAUUGAUCAUCUAUAUGCAUGUCAUUUUGUAAAUGGUAAUCACUGGGUUGCAUUGGAUAUUGACUUGGUGAAAGAGACCAUUUCCGUUUAUGACAGCAUUCUGACUGUAAUAGAUGAGAAAGAAAUUCGAAAUGUCUGCCGGCCAUUUUCGAAGAUGAUUCCGUCCAUCCUGAGUGCUAUGGUUCCUGCCACUGUUCGGAAGAAGAGUGAAAAGCAAUUCAGUGUACGAAGAUUGAAAAACGUUCCACAGAAUGACCCCCCAGGAGACUGUGGUGUCUACACCAUAAAAUACAUUGAGUGUCUUGCGAUUGGUUGCACAUUUGAAGGGUUACGUGACGAAAACAUUCAGGAGAUUCGACGGAAGUUAGCUGCUGAGAUUUACGAUGCUGUUGGACAACCUCAAAUCACUCAUUUAUUUCCUGAGUUACCAAAGUAGUAUAUUCAGUUCUUAGUGAACUUCUAGUCUUUAUCAGCUUUGCAAAUUGCCACAUUUAUUUUUAGCAUUUUAUUUCCAGCACUUAUUUUCUUAGUGAACUUGUAGUCUUAUUGUGUUAUUUGCCACUUUUAUUCUUAGUAGUUUAUUUCCAUGCACUUA